CCGGGCCGGACGUCUCCAGGGGGAAAGUUGGGACCGCAGACCCGGGAUCCCGCGGGGAGGUGGAACAGUCGAUCGUCCCGACAGCGGCCGACCUUCAUCACCGAGCCGCUCUCAGGGGACUGGCGGGCGCGAUUUAUGACACAGUCCAGUCUUUAACAAUGCUGAAAUCAAAUGACUCGUUGUUUUCCUUGGAUACUUUGUUUUUUGAAAAACCAGGUGAAGCUAAAAAUUAUCCAGACACUGAAAAAUCAUUGGAUUGGUUUCUCCCACCUGCUCCAUUGAUUUCAGAAAUUCCAGAUACUCAGGCAUUGGAGGAGGAAAUAGGAAGUCAUAAACUGUUAGGUCAGGAAGAGAAGCCAAAAAUGUUACCAUCAAAUUUAAAGAUAACUAAUGAAAACACAAAUUAUAUUUCACCAACACAAAAAUUCCAGUUUGCCUUUUCCUUAAAUAAAUAUGAAGCAGGUGAUCUGAAUUUAGGAGGAGCAGGUAACAAUGACUUAUCACAUGUUCCUGGCAAGCUGACAUAUGGUAUUUCUCAGAAAUACAAAAAUCACGUUAGCACUGAAAUAAUACCUGAGAAAAGUGUUCCAGAUAAUACAAAAUUAUUUAAUUUUGCAGAAGGUAAAGGAGAGAGCACAUCAGCCUUCCGAAAAAGAUUGUUUAAAAUAUCUGAUAAUAUACAUGAGGGUAUUAACUCUAAUGACAGUACAAACUUGGACUCUCCUAUUGGCUCAGUGAAAGUUGCCCCAACAGAAAUGAACAAAGGGGAAUCAUGGAAAUGUAGCAGUAGUAAACAGAAACAUCAAUAUUCAGACAUUAACAUGUUUACAGCAAGCAAUACUCUUUCUGCUUCUGAAAUCAGGGAAGAGAUAUUCAAAGCACCAACUUUUGCAGUUGCAUCCCAGCCUCAUGAAGUUCAAGGAGUAACAGAAAAUGAUAUAGAUUCCUUGAAGGCUGUCACAGAAAUCCCGGCAAAAUUUAGAAGUGUUUUCAAGGAAUUCCCAUAUUUCAACUAUAUACAAUCCAAAGCCUUUGAUGAUCUUCUUUACACAGAUAGGAAUUUUGUGAUUUGUGCUCCAACUGGUUCUGGGAAAACUGUGGUGUUUGAACUAGCUAUAACAAGAUUAUUAAUGGAAGUCCCAUUGCCAUGGUCAAAUAUUAAAAUUGUUUACAUGGCACCAAUAAAAGCCCUGUGUAGUCAGCGUUUUGAUGAUUGGAAAGAAAAAUUUGGACCAAUAGGAUUGAAUUGUAAAGAACUCACUGGAGAUACAGUAAUGGAUGACCUAUUUGAGAUUCAGCAUGCCCAUAUUAUUAUGACAACUCCAGAAAAAUGGGAUAGCAUGACUAGAAAAUGGAGAGACAACUCUUUGGUCAAGCUGGUUAGACUUUUUCUCAUUGAUGAGGUACAUGUUAUAAAAGAUGAAAAUCGUGGACCAACUCUUGAAGUUGUAGUUAGCAGAAUGAAAACUGUACAGUCUUUAUCUCCUGCUUCUGAAAAUAGCGGCAUAAUUAUUCCAAUGAGAUUUGUAGCUGUAUCUGCAACAAUUCCAAAUGCUGAGGAUAUUGCAGAAUGGCUUUCAGAUGGUGAAAGACCUGCAGUAUGCCUGAAAAUGGAUGAGAGACAUAGGCCGGUGAAACUUCGGAAAGUGGUUCUUGGCUUCCCCUGCAGAAGUAACCAAACUGAAUUUAAGUUUGAUUUAACCCUCAACUACAAAAUUGCCAGUGUUAUACAAACAUACUCUGAUCAGAAACCCACACUUGUGUUUUGUGCAACAAGGAAAGGUGUACAACAGGCUGCUUCUGUUCUUGUGAAAGAUGCUAAAUUUAUCAUGGCUAUGGAACAGAAACAAAGGUUACAGAAGUGUGCAUAUUCCAUAAGAGAUUUGAAACUGAGAGAUAUCUUAAUACAUGGUGUUGCUUAUCAUCAUGCUGGUAUGGAGCUGUCAGAUAGAAAAGUAGUUGAAGGAGCUUUCACUGUUGGAGAUCUACCAGUUCUUUUUACUACCAGUACUUUAGCUAUGGGAGUAAAUUUGCCUGCUCACCUAGUAGUUAUAAAAUCUACGAUGCAUUAUGCUGGAGGAAUGUUUGAAGAGUACAGUGAAACAGAUAUUCUGCAGAUGAUUGGUAGAGCUGGUCGACCUCAAUUUGACACUACAGCUACUGCAGUUAUUAUGACUCGGUUAAGUACAAAAGAGAAAUAUAUUCAGAUGUUAGCUUGUAGUGACACUAUAGAAAGCAGUUUACACAGACAUCUUAUUGAACAUUUAAAUGCAGAGAUAGUGUUACAUACCAUCACAGAUGUGAAUAUUGCUUUGGAAUGGAUACGAUCAACUUUGCUUUAUAUCAGAGCCUUGAAAAAUCCAUCUCAUUAUGGUUUUGCAUCUGGAUUGAACAAAGAUGGAAUUGAAGCAAAAUUACAAGAAUUAUGUUUGAAGAAUCUGAAUGAUUUAUCAUCUCUGGACUUGAUAAGGAUGGAUGAAGAUGUUAAUUUCAAACCAACUGAGGCAGGAAGAUUGAUGGCUUGGUAUUACAUUACAUUUGAGACAGUGAAGAAAUUUUGUACUAUCAGUGGAAAGGAGACUUUAUUAGAUCUGGUCACAAUGAUAGCCAGCUGCAAGGAAUUUGUAGAUGUGCAGUUAAGGAUAAAUGAAAAGAAAACACUGAAUACUUUGAACAAAGAUCCAAAUCGGGUAACAAUCAGAUUUCCAAUGGAAGGAAGAAUUAAAACAAGAGAAAUGAAAGUAAAUUGUCUUAUUCAGGCUCAGCUAGGAUGCAUUCCAAUACAAGACUUUGCUUUGACACAAGAUACCUCAAAGAUUUUCAGAAAUGGCUCACGAAUUACAAGAUGGUUAUCAGAUUUUGUGGCUGUUCAAGAAAAGAAGUUUGCUGUACUAUUGAACAGUUUGAUUUUAGCUAAAUGUUUUAGAUGCAGACUUUGGGAAAACUCUCUACAUGUAUCCAAACAGCUGGAAAAAAUUGGUAUAACAUUGUCAAAUGCAAUGGUAAAUGCAGGUUUGACCUCCUUUAAAAAAAUAGAAGAAACAGAUGCAAGGGAACUUGAACUGAUUUUAAAUAGACACCCCCCUUUUGGAACGCAAAUAAAAGAAACAGUGAUGUAUCUGCCAAAAUAUGAACUUGAAGUGGAACAGAUUGCAAGAUAUAGUGACACCAUGGCAGAAAUAUUAGUGACCAUUACAUUAAGAAAUUUUGAACAGCUACAAACUAAAAGAACAGCACCAGAUUCUCACUAUGUUACCUUAAUCAUAGGUGAUGCAGAUAAUCAGCUGGUUUUUAAGCACAGAAUUAUGGAUUCUGUUUUGCUAAAAGCUGGAAAUUGGACUAAAAAGAUUGAUGUGAAGAGAGCUUUUAAUUCUGAAGAUCUUAGCAUAAAUCUAAUUAGUUCUGAAUAUGUUGGACUAGAUAUUCAGCAGAAAUUUACAGUCUUUUACUUAGGACCGAAGAGGCUUGCAAAUCAAAUAGUUAUGCGAAAAAAAUCAGAAACAGAGAUUUCCCAUUCUAAACAUUCAAAUAGAUCUACGAUAGCAGGACCCAAUAAAGGAAUGACUGCUUGCAAAAAACCUGGGAAUCGAGAAUGUAAUCAUCACUGUAAAAAUAAACAUACAUGUGGACAUGACUGCUGUAAAACUGGAGUUGCACAGAGGUCAGAGAUGAAAGAGCCAACAAUCUCUUCAUAUUUAUCUGAUUUAAGAAACAGGAAUGCUGUUUUAUCACUUCCUCCUGUUAAACGUCUCAAGAUGCAAAUGAAUAAGUCUCAAAGUGUGGACCUUAAAGAAUUUUGUUUUACUCCAAAACCUUCUCUCCCCAGUAUAUCAAGGUCAGAGUGUUUAAACAUACCUGAAUUGUCUAUAAUGGAGCAGAGGGAUCAACAUGAAAUCUGUGUGGAAGUUCAAGAAGAACCAUCAGAAUAUCAAGGUAAAGAUUUCUCUAGAUGGAACUAUCCUAUAACUUCAGAUGAGAAAGCCCCUCAAACAGUGCUGUUCAACAGACAUCUUAAUGCAUCUGGAAACCAGAAUUUGAAAGAUGUGGACAAAAGUAAUACUCCAUUCUCAAAAGUUUUGAAUGUGAACUUUGAAUUGGGAGAUGAAGUUUGGGAUGAUUUUGAUGAUGAGAACUUAUUAGAAGUUACCAGUUUUUCAGCCAGUACUGAGAAGACAAAAACAUCAGGACUUGGAAACACUUUGAGUUCAAGUAUCAAAGGAAAUAAGAUAGUCCUCCAGGAGUCAAAGAGCAAAUUCCAAGGAGAAAUGGCAAAAAGUUUUGUUUCAUCGCCUGAGAAGCCAGAUGUUUAUUUAUCAAAUUCUCCUGUGUUCAAGUUUGAUGCAUCCUCCAUGAAAAAAUCACCUCAACAAGCUGGAAAUGCAAAUAUUGUCCAUUUACAAGAAAGAGAACAACAAAGCCUGUCACCAGAAAUUGAAAAGCUGUGCUUUACUCACUCUGAAAAAAUACCAAAUUCUUCACAUUUUGUUAAGAAAGUGGAUUUCUUUAUUAGAAACAGUGAAUGUAAAGAGGAAGUUGAUAUCAGUAGGUAUCAUCCUGAUGAUGAAGCUGAUGAAAUGAAGUCUUUUCUGGGAAUAUUUGAUGGUAUUUUCUAAAAGAAAC
This is a messenger RNA of Lontra canadensis (Northern American river otter), 4620 nucleotides long. RefSeq names its product helicase for meiosis 1 (gene HFM1). NCBI's taxonomy places the organism in Eukaryota, Metazoa, Chordata, Mammalia, Carnivora, Mustelidae. Bases 159 to 4613 code for a protein of 1484 amino acids. Gene Ontology annotation, molecular function: ATP binding; nucleic acid binding. The transcript has 39 exons. The record is from RefSeq and is a predicted model, not a curated record.